AUGGAGGGACUCAGGGAUCGACCAAAUAAAACAUGGCGACGUAGCGUACUAGAGGAGGCUGAAAGGAAGGAAGGAAUUGGGAAGAGUGGCUACUGGCUGGUGCCAGCCAACACGACUGUCAGGAACGAGCAGAUCUACUCUGUGGGCGGGAACUUUUGUGACACCAGGGCCAACGUCACGCUUCAGCCAAACGGUGACCUGACACCUUGUGACAAAUACGCCUGUGUUGGUCACAGCAUUAACGUAGGAAACAACACAGACAGUACGAGUCUACCUCGUUAUAAAUCGUGUAAAGACAUCACAGACAAGACCAGCCCGAGGAUGUUGAUCCGACUGCGCAACGGUCUGGUCGUCAUGUGUGACACGGAGAGUGACGGGGGCGGCUGGAUUAUCUUCCAACGUCGUAUCACAGGAGCUCUUGAUUUCUUUCGCAAAUGGGCCGAGUACAAGAACGGGUUUGGGGAUUACGAACUGGGCGAGUUUUACCUCGGUAAUGAAAACAUCCACUGCCUGACCAACGUCACAAGAUACGACAUGAGAGUGGACGUCAGAUUGAAUGGGCAAAACUACACCUUCAACUUUACCGACCUUAAUGUUGCAGACGAAUCGAACUUCUACACACUGAGAUUUUCAUCAGCAAGCUCAUAUAUGUACGCACAACACAACAACUCGAAAUUUAGCACCUACGAUCGGGACUAUGACCCCUUUAUAAACGGGAACUGCGCCAUCAUGUGUCAAGGGGCUGGCUGGUACUGUACCUGUCCAGCCUGCUAUUACCUCAACAUGAACGGAGUUUGGAACGCAACGUCUUACCCUGGGAUGUUUGCUAGGUCCCUCUCCAACGUAACCAACGUCGACUUUGUGGAGAUGAAAAUAAGAGAAAAUUAA
Messenger RNA from Physella acuta, 888 nucleotides. RefSeq names its product ficolin-2-like. Lineage: Eukaryota; Metazoa; Mollusca; Gastropoda; Physidae. The record is from RefSeq and is a predicted model, not a curated record.